GGCCUCUUUUUAUUUGGCUGCAGUAGCCGAGCAGGCUAGAAGGCGCUGGUUGAGCUGCGGACUUGAGGGUGUUGGCGGCGGGACGGAGCGGGGCGGCUCGCAGCGCUGACCCCUUCCUUCUUCGGCCCGCGGAAGCCCGAGGCGCUCAUGGCGGGCCUGGAAGUCCUCUACGCGUCUGCCGCGCCGGCCAUCACCUGUCCGCAGGACGCCCUCGUCUGCUUCCUGCACUGGGAGGUGGUGACCCAAGGCUACCACGGCCUCGGCGCCGGCGACCAGCCAAGUCCCAAUGACAAGAAGUCAGAACUGCUGCCAGCUGGGUGGAAUAGCAACAAAGACCUGUAUACUCUCCGGUAUGAAUCCAAAGAUGGCUCCAGAAAGCUCCUGAUGAAAGCCGUCACUAUAGAGAACAGCAUGAUCAUCAACGUGCUGGAAUGUGGCUCACAGCAAGUGGCAGACUUGACCCUGAACUUAGAUGAUUAUAUCAGUGAUGAAGACCUGAGUGACUUCCACAGGACUUACCGAAACAGUGAGGAGCUUCGGUCUCGAAUUGCAUCUGGAAUCCUCACACCCAUCCAUGAGCAGUGGGACAAGCCUAGUGUAAGCAGUGUUCCGAGGGAGUUCCCACCAGCCACCGCCAGAGAGGUAGACCCCCUCCGGAUUCCCCCACACCACCCACAGACGAGCAGGCAGCCUCCCUGGUGUGAUCCCCUGGGCCCUUUUACUGUCGGGGGAGAAGACCUAGACCCCUUUGGGUGCCGGAGAGGUGGCAUGAUUGUGGAUCCCCUGAGAUCUGGCUUUCCACGAGCACUCAUUGACCCAUCUUCGGGCCUCCCAAACCGGCUUCCUCCCGGCGCUGUGCCCCCAGGAGCUCGCUUUGACCCCUUUGGACCCAUUGGGACCAGCCCAUCCGGACCUAACCCAGACCACCUCCCCCCACCUGGCUACGAUGACAUGUACCUGUGAGAUCCUCAAGAAUGUAACAUCCCAGUCCUUCCUCCACUCUUCAGGAGCUGCCGCCACUGGCCCUGUCAGCAACUGUGUCCUUGCAGGCUGGGGGCAAGGGACUCCACCCACAUGUUUGCAGGCCGGCUGGGACUGCCUCGCCCUCCCUUGCCAGAGCCCAGGCAUCUGCCGCAGCUCUCCACCUGGCUGCAUAUAGGUCCCAAAGAGAAAUCAUUGUGUCCACACACCACCAGCUCCCCUCUUCCAAGGGAGACUCCGGCAGCACACACCCUCCACCCGAUGCAGUCCCACCCACAGCGGUAGAGGAACAAAACGCAUUUUGGAUGUUAUAAUUAAGAACCAAAUGUCAAUACAGAAUUCAUGUUGCCGGAGUCCCACUUUGUUUAAUUUAUAUUAGUGCACACUGCUGUCCAAUUGGGAGACGUCUGUCUGUGUCUUCGUAGGGCUAAAGGACUUGUUGCUUCUCAGGCGCCUUCCUUUCAUAUGUUGCUGUUGCUCCUGACAUCACUAAGAUGGGCCCCAGUUGGGUGACAUGCAUGGAACCCCCAGUGGGCCACCAGGAUGAUUGUCACCAGGACAGGCACAGUCUGGAAAGACUGCCACAGGGGGCAGAAUUCCCCCUGUUCCUGUUCUGAGCAGCCCUUUGGGUUCACGUGUGCCUAAGUGGCAGUGGCCUAGAGACCGAGGAGUAAUGAAGACGCAUGCAGGUCAUCUUGCCUUUGCUCUGUAAUUGGCCUUAAGAAAGUCUCCUCUCUGGGUCUUGUGGCCACAUGUAAAAUCAGAGUUGCCUUUCCUACCCUGAAACAUUCUGAAGUCUCUUUCUGUGGAUAGCAACAACCCUAGGAGCUGGAGCAAAAGGAAAAGAGUAAAAGUUUGAGGCCUUAAAUCCA
Molecule: messenger RNA, 1853 nt
Organism: Perognathus longimembris pacificus (Pacific pocket mouse)
Lineage: Eukaryota; Metazoa; Chordata; Mammalia; Rodentia; Heteromyidae
Gene: Psmf1
Product: proteasome inhibitor subunit 1
Exons: 7
Coding region: 148-963 (271 amino acids)
Biological process (GO): proteasome-mediated ubiquitin-dependent protein catabolic process
Molecular function (GO): proteasome binding; endopeptidase inhibitor activity
Source: RefSeq, a predicted model, not a curated record